AUGGUCCACUGCCUGUACCUCCCAAGCUGCGCCAACAGCAGUCCCCCGCCAGUAACCUACCACGACGAUGUAACCGUCGUCCGUGAUCUUGUGACUACUCUCGUCAACAAAGGCGAGCGCAUUUUAAUGAUCUUCUACUCCUACGGCGGCGCCGGACUGGAUCUGCCUUCGCGCGUAGUCAGUAAUUUCCCCGGGGGUAUUAUUUACCUGCUGUACAUGAGUGUGUAUAUCCAGCAACUGGGCCGCUCUAUAUGGGACGAUAAUGGCUCCACCUUCCACGUGGACUCUGUUCAGCUGUUCCUAGGCGACUGUGAUGAGGCCCGGGUCGCUACUGUAUUAUCGCAUCAGGUGCGCAGCCUGCUUAGUGUGUUUGAGACCCCCAGCUCCGGAGACUCGUGGCGGCGGUUGCCGGUUAUGUACGAUACCAUGACCAAAGACUAUUCGGUGUCUCGGGUCUAUCAGGAUAUCAUGCUCAAGUAUGUGAAGGAGGGAGGGUGGAGUGUAGUCAUUUUGCGACAAGAGGUGAUGUUGGUGUUGGUGGAGAAGGUGGUGCUUGAUGCAAGGAAUCCUUGA
Messenger RNA from Aspergillus homomorphus CBS 101889, 573 nucleotides. RefSeq lists its product as uncharacterized. NCBI's taxonomy places the organism in Eukaryota, Fungi, Ascomycota, Eurotiomycetes, Eurotiales, Aspergillaceae. The record is from RefSeq and is a predicted model, not a curated record. The coding region runs from base 1 to 573 and encodes 190 amino acids. The transcript is spliced from 4 exons.